Molecule: messenger RNA, 249 nt
Organism: Piliocolobus tephrosceles (Ugandan red Colobus)
Lineage: Eukaryota; Metazoa; Chordata; Mammalia; Primates; Cercopithecidae
Gene: KRTAP23-1
Product: keratin associated protein 23-1
Source: RefSeq, a predicted model, not a curated record
AUGUCCUACAACUGCUACUCUGGAAACUUCUCCUCCCCUUGUGGGGGCUACCUGCGCUACCCAGGCUUCUCUUGUGGCUCUUCCUACCCUAGCAACCUGGUCUACAGCACCUGACCUCUGGUCUCCCAGCACCUGACAGCUGGGCUCUUCUCUCUACAGGGGCUAUCAGAAGACCUGCUGGGAACUCCCCAGGUUCCAGACAUACUGUGUAAUGUCCAGCAUCUGCCAGACCUCCUGCUACUGCCCUAG